UGCAACAGGCGAACUUUUUCUCUACUCAACAUCGCCGGCAGAAUCAACCACGCCACCAUGAAAUCCCCGCUUAUUGAAUCUCUCCCGUCCUGGGUCCCAGACCCCUCAGCCCGCCCCUCCUAUGGCCAUUAGACAACCCGCAAGCACAAACACACCGCCGACGGUCCUUCCUCAUCUUCCUCCGUUUCAACUGUGUCCCGGCGGAAGAGUACUGUCGGCCUGCGGAUUCCUAGCAGGCCGCAUUCUAGCCAUCGCCCCUUUGCUCGACAAGGCCCUCCCCAUCACCUCAACGGCCGACUAUCCCUCCCUCAUUCGCCUCACAAAUGAUGCCGAAUCGAUGUCCCACAAGUCGGGUACCUGGUUGACGAAUAUGUGGGGGCUGGUUAAGAGGCUGGUGCCGGCGGUGUACCCUGCGGCAAAGGUCGAUGCAACCCUUGUCACCCGUACUUCUGAACGUAGGUACAUGGGCAGAUUACACAGCGACGGCAGCAGUAAAUCGCCCGGAGACGUGAACAGUAGCCCCCACGGCAGCACCAACAUGGAGAAGGGCCCGUGUAUUACCGCCACAGUUGCGGACGCUGCGGCCUCGCGCAGCCGGACUGAAGCAUUCUGGCCCACCCUUGUCGGCGACGAAUCCGAGGACGACACGGGAAUCGUAAUUCCCGCUCCGGGGCACGUUGCCCAGGACUUCCAGGCAUACGGAAAUCUUACUCUGGCAGCGCUGGUCAUGUCUUCUCCGUCGUCUGGGGACGACGGCGAGAUGCGAGCGGCUGUAUGGGCUGGGCCUAGAUAAUCGGACGUAUCCCGAUACCAUGGGGCAUUCAAGGUUUUGCGACCUUAUUGGGAAGAAGGCGUGGCCGCGGCGGUUUGCGAUCACGGAUGGUGGUAUAUGGCUUUUGUGCUGGACAAGGUUGAGGUGGGUGAUGAGGUGAUUGUCUUCUAUGGGGCGAGGACGCCGUAUGUGGAGAAGAGGAUUGAGGGAGCGGCGGGAAAUCAGGGCGGGGAAGAAAGGUAAGAAUUGCUUAAGAGGCGGAUCUGCAUGGGUUAUGCAGGAUGAGGGUAUAGAUGGUGGG
Parathielavia appendiculata is the source of this 1073-nucleotide messenger RNA. RefSeq lists its product as uncharacterized. The coding region runs from base 122 to 793 and encodes 223 amino acids. The record is from RefSeq and is a predicted model, not a curated record. Lineage: Eukaryota; Fungi; Ascomycota; Sordariomycetes; Sordariales; Chaetomiaceae. The transcript has a single exon.